Molecule: messenger RNA, 579 nt
Organism: Impatiens glandulifera
Lineage: Eukaryota; Viridiplantae; Streptophyta; Magnoliopsida; Ericales; Balsaminaceae
Product: stemmadenine O-acetyltransferase-like
Exons: 2
Coding region: 1-579 (192 amino acids)
Source: RefSeq, a predicted model, not a curated record
AUGGGCGUUCGAUAUUUGGAGGCGAAAGUCGAUUCAAUGAUCAUGGACGUGAUCGAGUGCCACGAAACAGAAAUGGUUGACCCGCUCAUACCCAACUUGAUGGGAAAUGGUGAAGAAGAAGAUGAUAUUUUCGCAAUCCAAGUUAGCUACUUUAACUGCGGAGGUAUCGCAAUUGGCACCUAUGUCCCACAUAAGAUUGCAGACGAGGUCUCAUUUUUCUCAUUCAUGACGUCGUGGGCUGCCAUAUCUCACCAACACGAUAACAUGAUUAAUAUCCUUAAGCCGAGCUUUCCCUCAUCAUCCCUUUUCCCUCCAAAUGAGAAACACGAUUGCAAUCCACUAUCCGAAGUCUGGAAAGAGACCCUUGUCACCAGGAGGUUUUUUUUUACGCAAGCGGUGAACCUAAGGAGCCGAAUGGUGCCUCCAUUGUCAGAGCAUGCAAUUGGUAAUCUCGUCGUUCUGGCAUAUGCAUAUUGCAGCUACGAAUACUCGAAUGAUUUAACAAUGAUGAGAAGGAAGGUGAGGGAAGGGAUUCGUAGACUUGACGACGAGUACAUAAGGCGUGUUCGAGGGGAUUAA